CGCCGCUGCGCCCAGGGGACUGGAGGGACGCUCUGAGCAUGUGCAGAGCUGUUUGGCGGCGGCUGCCUCGGCCGGAGGCUGGGGCCCGGUGCUGAUGCGAACAGCUCGCUCGGCCUGUGCCCCAGCGUGGUCGGCGCCCCGGGCCCGGGAGGCAGGGAAGGAGCCGUAGACUCCCCGCGGCCCGAGGAGCAGUCGCGGCGGCGCGCACCCCCCGGCGGCCGCGGCGCCUUCGGGGCCCACGAUGAUGGCGGAGCAGGUGAAAUGCGCCUCGGCAGGGGGCGGCUCCGGAACGGGCUCCGGGCCGGUGGUGAACGCGGAGCUGGAGGUGAAGAAGCUGCAGGAGCUAGUGCGCAAGCUGGAGAAGCAGAACGAGCAGCUGCGGAGCCGGGCGGCCAGCGCGGCCGCCGCCCCGCACCUGCUGCUGCUGGGCGCGGGGACGCCGCCGGGGGGAGCCGCUGCGCCGCCCUCGCCGCCCCCCACGCUGCUGGAUGAGGUGGAGCCGCUGGACCUGGAGAGCGUAGCCGCCUGGCGGGACGAGGACGACUACACCUGGUUAUACGUUGGCUCUUCAAAGACAUUCACAUCAUCAGAGAAAUCCCUGAGCCCUUUGCAGUGGUGUAGACACGUCCUAGAUAACCCGACUCCAGAGAUGGAAGCAGCAAGGCGUUCCCUGUGCUUUAGACUGGAGCAAGGUUACACCUCCAGGGGCUCCCCUCUCAGUCCCCAGUCCUCUAUAGACAGUGAGCUGAGUACUUCGGAAUUGGAAGAUGACUCUAUCUCCAUGGGAUAUAAGUUGCAGGAUCUCACUGACGUUCAGAUCAUGGCUCGUCUCCAAGAAGAAAGUCUCAGGCAGGAUUACGCUUCCACCUCAGCAUCUGUGUCCAGGCAUAGCUCCAGCGUGUCACUGAAUUCAGGAAAAAAAGGGACGUGUAGCGAUCAAGAAUAUGAUCGCUUCAGUCUGGAGGACGAGGAAGAAUUCGAUCAUUUGCCACCACCUCAGCCUCGUCUUCCAAGAUGUUCACCUUUCCAAAGAGGCAUUCCCCACUCACAGACUUUCUCCAGCAUUCGGGAGUGUAGGAGGAGCCCCAGUUCCCAGUAUUUUCCUUCCAGUAAUUAUCAGCAGCAACAGUAUUAUUCACCUCAAGCCCCAGCUCCAGAUCAGCAACCACAUCGGACCAAUGGAGACAAGCUCCGAAGAAGUAUGCCUAAUCUAGCUCGGAUGCCAAGUACAACUGCCGUCGCUAGCAAUGCCAGCUCUCCAGUCACCGUGAGGAACAGUCAGAGCUUUGACUCAAGCUUGCAUGGAGCCGGAAACGGGAUUUCAAGAAUACAGUCUUGCAUUCCAUCCCCAGGACAGCUUCAGCACAGAACCCACAGCGUGGGACAUUUCCCGGUGUCUGUGCGGCAGCCUCUGAAAGCCACAGCCUACGUGAGUCCCACUGUUCAAGGCGGUGGCAGCAUGCCUUUGUCCAAUGGCCUCCAGCUCUAUGCCGGCACUGGCAUCCCCACACCAAACAAAGCUGCGGCGGCCGGGACGAUGGGCCGCAGUGCCCUUCCCAGACCUUCACUGGCAAUAAACGGAAGUAACCUGCCUCGAAGCAAAAUUGCACAGCCUGUUAGAAGUUUCCUUCAGCCUCCAAAGCCUCUGUCCUCGCUCAGCGCCUUGAGGGACGGAAGCUGGAGAGACGGUUGCUACUGAUGCGGUUUCACACGCCCUUGGAGCCUGGGAAAGGAGUGGAAAAUGAGGGUCGAGUUACCUAGCUGGCUAGGUAACCGUGAACGUCGGGAUAUUCUUUCCCUUCUGCAUUUUAACAUAUUUACUGCAUUGUUUUUCAACGGACGAAGCGCCAGAGACUAAUGAUUGCACUUAAAUAUUUGCCUGAGAGAAGACCGCACCAGUCUCCGAUCAUGGUUGCGGUAUUGUGACACUUAGAUCUAGGGGGUUUUUGUAGAACUGCUAUGUACCUGAACACUUUUUGGAAGGAUUGAGAUGUAUCAAUAAUGCUUUCUUUGCCAUGAGCUUUUUAAAGUAACUUGUUCUAUUUACUUACGUGUUCCAGACAUCUUCCCAUUACAUGUUCUGUAUUUUAAUACAUUGCAUAUUUACAACUAGGUUCUAUAAUUUAUGCUUUGAAGUUUACUUUUUUAUAGUUUACAGGAAUUUUAUUUUUUGUGCCUAUUUCUUUUUACACCUAUGUGAACCACUGUGGAACAACUUAAAUUUUGUGCCAUAAAAAUAUUUUUGUGGUAAGGUACUAUUUUUUUAGCUCUAGGGAUAUAUCAGCAAAAAUCCACCAUACAAUUUGAAAGACCUAAUUUUAUGUUGAAUGAGCACAACAUAAGCUGAAGCAUUGCGAGGAGAUAGCCAGACAGCAGUUAGAUGGUCUUGUCUUUUUCAUUGUUAAUUUAUUGUCCUACAUGGGUUUCUGAUUUAUAAAGGCAUCACAGGCUCAUUGCACUCAAUACCUGCAAUGUUUGCUACUGUACCACAACUGAUUUUCAGUACUUUAUUACAGAGGAUGAGAAACUGUAAUGUUUUAUUAACAAUGCUUCUGGAAAUGGAUGCAUUUUAAAGCAAAUAAAUCUUUUUGAUAGACCUUUUACAAAACCCAUUUGCACUAAUGAAUGCUUUCUUAUGGUAUAUGACUUAAUAUUUGUUACUGUGUACACUGCUCUUUUGGAAUGUUCAGAAAUAAAGACUAUUUCGGCAAUA
Molecule: messenger RNA, 2713 nt
Organism: Ailuropoda melanoleuca (giant panda)
Lineage: Eukaryota; Metazoa; Chordata; Mammalia; Carnivora; Ursidae
Gene: SLAIN1
Product: SLAIN family member 1
Exons: 8
Coding region: 242-1699 (485 amino acids)
Biological process (GO): microtubule nucleation; positive regulation of microtubule polymerization; cytoplasmic microtubule organization
Cellular component (GO): microtubule plus-end
Source: RefSeq, a predicted model, not a curated record